Ricinus communis (castor bean) is the source of this 413-nucleotide messenger RNA. Its product is annotated as cell division control protein 2 homolog 1-like. Bases 1 to 318 code for a protein of 105 amino acids. The transcript has 4 exons. The record is from RefSeq and is a predicted model, not a curated record. NCBI's taxonomy places the organism in Eukaryota, Viridiplantae, Streptophyta, Magnoliopsida, Malpighiales, Euphorbiaceae.
AUGGGAAAAAGUACCAGAAAAAGCCAGGAAACAAGUCAUAUUAAUAUAUUUACCUGUUUUUCAUUCUAUGGAAGUGUCAUUGACGUGCCGGUGGAGGAUACUUGGCCUGGAGUGGAAUCACUUGGCAAUUAUGCUUCUGUUACUACAGACUAUCGUCAAAGUUUUCAUGCAAGGAGGAGACUGGGAUCAAAAGUCCCUUACCUUGAAGAUGAUGGAUUAGAACUUCUCAGGAGCAUGCUGUGUCUGAAUCCAGCAACAAUAAUUACGGCCAACCAAGCACUCCAUCAUCGCUACUUCAAUGAUCUUCAGAGUGCAUAAUGAAUUACUACUGGUCUUUCUUGCUACUUCCAAGUGAACUAGAUUAAUGUUUUUUUGUUUUGUGAAGGAAGAAUGUGGCACAUUAUUAGUUAAUC